CCUCUGUGCCCGCGCGCCUGUGCCCGCGCGCCGGACCCGUCCAUACAGCAGAGAACAGCAGAGAACAGCAGAGAGCAGAAGCGCAUCCAUCCUGCCGUGGAGCCGGGAGCGUGGAGCCGCUAGAAGCGCACAGAGAAAGAGAGAGAGCGACAGAAGAUGGACGGAGUGGGAUCGUUCGGAGCUGGCCGGGCCGGGUCCACCAUCGACCCGAUUGCCUUCGCCAAACAACCCCAGACCAUCCUCAGAGUGCUGUCCUGGAUAUUUUCCCUGGUGGUCUUCGCCUCCAUCGUGAACGAGGGUUAUGUCAACAUGGGCAGCGAGCGUCUCCACUGCGUCUUCAAUAAGAAUGCAGACGCGUGCAACUACGGUGUGUUCGUGGGCCUGGUGGGCUUGCUGGCGUGCUCCUUCUUCUUCCUGGUCGACUACAAGUUCUCCUCCAUCAGCUCUGUCAAAGACAGGAAGAAGGCUAUAAUGCUUGAGAUCGGCUUCUCAGGCUUCUGGGCCUUCCUGUACUUUGUAAGUUUCUGCUUCCUGGCCAAUCAGUGGUCUCGAACCACAGCUGAUGAGCUGCCACUCAACCAGGGGGCAGAUGCAGCCCGGGCUGCAAUCGCCUUCUCUUUCUUCUCCAUAAUCACCUGGGCUGGUCUAACAGUGCGUGCAGUCCAGAAGUAUCUGCUCGGCACGGACAUGACUCUGUUCACCACGGAGCACAUGGACGGCGGCGCGCCCACCCAGCCGUACCCCUCCAACUCACCGGUUGGCACCACUGAGACCACAGAGACCUACCAGAGCCCACCAUUCACCGAGAACAACGCAGCACCCACAUACCAGGUUCCCAUUUACUAGAUAAGAUAGACCUGAUGGUGGAAGAAUAAGAGAUGGAUAAGAGGAAAGUGAUAGAAAAUGGCUUUCUGUGAUGUUACACCUGCAGUUGUUAAUGUGUUGAGCUGGGCUGAGUUUUCAACAAUUGUUAAAGAAAAAAAAAGAAAAAGAAAAAGAACUGCCUCUUCUUUUUGUUCCCUCCUCUCGUUCCCUGUCCUUGCUUAACAUUCCAGCUUUAUCUGCUCUUUUCUUGACCUGUAUGUUAAAUUCAAUUUCCCACUUUCGCAAAUCCAGUGUCCUCAGAUCAGAACAGAUGAGAGCAAAUGAAGACAAAAGGAGGCCGUGUAAAAAGAGGAGGCCACUUUGCAGUAUGUAAACACUAUUUUGACAACAAAAUAAAUGAAGGGCUCAACAAGUGAGCGACUCCACCACAAAGCAGUAUCGGCAAACAAGUAGUGCAGAGGGCACUCACAUGCAGCACCUUCAUCUUAUUCCUUCCAUUCAUCAAAGUGUCAGAAUCCCCUUUCGUGCCAAAAAGAACGGGGAAUGUUGUUGUUUUUAGCUACAGUACGUCCGGUCUAGUCGUUCCUCCCACUUUCCCUGCUGCAGUUAAAAGUGAUCAUGUGUUGAGUCUGCAUGUUUCUAAACUUAGAGAUCAACUAAGUGCCAUACUGUACUGUGUGUCUCAGACAGUGACUUAAUUUAGUAGAUUUCCACAUGCUGUAAAAAAAAAAUAACAAUGUUUUGUGACUAAGUGCAAUAUCUCACAUGUAGGUCUCUAAGUAGGUAUAUACUGUACCGUAGGUAGGUUAGUUAGCGUCAGAUAAGACCAAUUGAGGCACUGUCUCAAAUAACAUGCUAGUCUUUGAAUUGUACUAACGAAUCUCAGGCAAAUGUCCAUAUUGUAAUAGUUGAUCUGACGUUGAUUCAGCGUCCCUGCAAAGUUUGCAAGAUAUGGAAAUGAUAUCUGUAUCUCACAGAUCCUUAGAGAGCUUUUCAUCCACAAAACAAUGUGUUGACAAUUUGAAUAGAUUUAGCAUUGGUCAACAAGCUUUUAUAUCAUCUUUUCAAGCAUUUAUGGGCUUCCUCGGUGUAGUGCAAUCCUUACUUUAAACACAUUUGAGGAAAACUGUCUCACAGUGCAAAAUAUUCCUUGAGUAUUUGUGUAUGAGGGUUAAUUUUACAGGUUUAUCAAUCUUAAGAUUCACUGGGGAAACCAUUAUUACUUUUCAGUCUGUUAUUUUUCUGAGCUAGGCAUGGAUGGAUUAUGGAAUGGGCCUUCUGCGGCACAGGCCCCGGGGGUCAGGGGGCCCCUGGACCAAUAGCCUCUUUUUGAAGUGAUUUUGAACAUUUCUUGUUGGAAAGUCAAUCAAACGACUGCAAGGACACACAAAACGGCCACAAAGAAGAAGGCAAGAGAGAGAGCUACAAAGAGACACAUCGGUCACAAAGAGAUGCAAAUAAAACUAUAAAGUGACACAAAAUGACUACAAAGAGACUCAAAAUCAUCACCACCUAGAGGGGUGGGGGUCUGUGCCCAGGGGCCCAUUGUCCCAUAAUCCGUCCAUGGUACCAGGGAAUGUAUGUAGUGUGUGAUUUGAGACAGUGUCCUAUAUUGGGUGGUCAAGUAGGAAGAUUUUGGGCAAGUCAGGUCUGUUUAUGUUUACGUUUAGGAAGCUGCCAAACUGCCCUGUGUUUUUAUUGCUGUCUUCUGAUUACCACAUUACUUCUAUGUUGUUAAUGUCUAUCGGAUUGUUUGUAAUCAAAAAGCAGAGGGGCAACAGAUGAGCUUUUAUUCAGCCAGGGCGGUUAUUCGGUGCAGUCUCAGGCAAAAGAUCUGUUUUUGGGAUGUUAAGGAUCAGUAGCUGGCUAAUUCAUUGAUCCUGCAAUCCUGCCAUUAAGGUGGAGGGGUCAGGAUUUGUUGCCAUUGUGACAGGGAUAGGGUUGUGGUGGAUGCUGGUCACUAAGGGCCCUGAUGUAGAUAGUAACCAUACCAACCAUUUUGGUGUGUAGCAGUUUCUGUGUCGUGGUUCACGUACACUCGCCAUCAGCGAAUCUGUAGUUGUGGUGUGUGUGUGUGUGUGUGUGUGAGUGAGGAGUGCGUCCAUGUGCAACAAGUGCACGCGUGUGAGACGUGUGGGUCUGGGUGUGAACAUGUGUGAAUGCGAGUAGUUAAUUGCAUUUUGUGGUGCAGAAAAGUUAUUUUCUUGAACAUGUGUUUGUCAAAGUUUUAGUGCAAAGGAGGAAAUCUUAAGUCUGUUACACCAUUUAGUCUUUUCCCCAAAAUAAAAAUAGUAUUUCUGCUAAAUAUUAUAUUAAUGUCAUUGUCACAAUAUAUGAAUUACAAAGUAUGAAAGUAAGAGUUUUGACGAACAGAGCCAAAAAUAAAACUACAUAUUAGAGGAAUAUAGAGCUGCGGAACGCCUUGCCUGCGUGAACAACGCCCUCUGCAGACAAGAGAAGGUACUGCAGCAGUGGCUUUCAUCAUGAAAAUAAUGCAUGAAAUUGUUGUAUAGAUCUAAUUAUAUAUUGGAUACUAUGUAAUUCUUAAGUUGACAAGCUGUUUCGCAAAGUGAGAUUUACCAGCCAUCAGUGCAGCUGACAGGAUUCCUUCUUGUGUGUUAUAUUAUAUUAAUCCCAGUCAUCAAAUAGUUAUCUCAACCUCAUGGUCUGAUUCUAACAUGAUAUGAAUAGCAGCUUGCAGAGACUCCAGGUAUGAAGUGUUCAAAUUCUUAAAGCAUGAACAAUUAUGUUAAAUAUGAAAAACUGCCAGUAUAGUUCUUUGAAUCCUGGGUAUUACUGGGCUGCUAGUGACCUGUUAACUGUGGUCAGGUGAGACUGGGGUACUGAUGGUGGUAUUAGGUACUAAUGGGGUACUAUUAGGUCGUUUGGGGGGUGGCUGUCAGGUCAGGUUGUAUUAUUGUUCUCAGUGCUUCGGUCUCUUCUUCAGUCAGUGUGGUAGAUACAAAUAAUAAAAGCAUUCUCUGUUUUGUGCUCUGGCCCAUGUACACUACUGUGGUAUUGGUUGGUUGUAAAAUUCAGUACGUUAUUAAAGUAAAUGGAACCUGUUUGUGUUGCCGUCUAGGGUAUGGUUUGUCCUGUACUACUGAAAACAUAGAAAUAAUAUGAUUAUUUAUUAACUAGAAUGCACUGUUUGUUGGAAAUACUUUGUUUGACCACUCUUAAAGGGGCCGUCAGCACUAAAAUCCCAAAAGUUUUAUGUCUUCAUGCUGUUUUGUUAGACUGAGACUAUAAACGUAACACGGGUGCCAUCAGUUGUGUGGUUUCCAGUAUAAUACAUUGCAUGGAUGUUACAAUAUCUCCCCCUUCAAUAUUAAAAAAAUUAACCCCCAUCAACGAACAAACAAGUAAACAUUGAUUUGAUUUUGUGCUAUACCCCUUUAACAUGUUUUUGUUGUUUCUUCCUGUUCUGAAGGUGUUCAGUGUAAAAACGCUGUGUACAGAGAUGUGUGUCACUGUCUAUUACCUGAAUGUCUCUGGACUGCAGUCUGACCGUCACUCGAAUAAAAAAGAAAACAUGUUUUGGAC
Messenger RNA from Etheostoma spectabile (orangethroat darter), 4371 nucleotides. RefSeq names its product synaptogyrin 3a (gene syngr3a). NCBI's taxonomy places the organism in Eukaryota, Metazoa, Chordata, Actinopteri, Perciformes, Percidae. Gene Ontology annotation, cellular component: neuromuscular junction; synaptic vesicle membrane. Bases 157 to 846 code for a protein of 229 amino acids. The transcript is spliced from 4 exons. The record is from RefSeq and is a predicted model, not a curated record.